This is a messenger RNA of Panicum virgatum (switchgrass), 1875 nucleotides long. RefSeq lists its product as uncharacterized. The record is from RefSeq and is a predicted model, not a curated record. The transcript is spliced from 9 exons. Lineage: Eukaryota; Viridiplantae; Streptophyta; Magnoliopsida; Poales; Poaceae. The coding region runs from base 159 to 1637 and encodes 492 amino acids.
CACCUUCUUCAUCAACUAUUCCUAGCCGUGUCACUGUACCAUUUGUAAGAAAGACGGACCAGGGCAACAUUGAUUCAUCUUUACUCUUAAGCCCGCAGAAUGCUCCGUUCAAAAGUCCAAGUGAUUUCUAUUCAUACAUUCACCGACGUCAUCCCGGGAUGGAAAGGACAUAUUUUAUUGAUUACAUUAAGAACCACAAUGCAAGUAUGAUGAGGGAUAUUUCAGAGAUGCGCUCAUCUAUUAUGAGACGCAAUGCACAUUUGGUUGAUUGGUUGGUGGAUAAUAUUGGUCCACUUAAGAUGCAAUUGAUACAUAAGAAGCCAGUUGUAUCAGGUUGCAGCACUCCCAUUGCUCCAUCAAGCAUAACGCCGUCAGACAGAGGCCAUGAUGUUUCUAUGCAUACCAAAUCUACUUACAUGCCCACCAAGAGAUCUGUUUGCUCAUCGGAGGUUACACCAGCCAAAAAGUUGAAAAGUUCUAUAGGUGCAGAUUUUGGUGUUGAGCCUCCAUCAUUUGAUCUUGGCAUUGAUGGCUCGAUAGCCGUUGGGGUUGAAGUAACCCCGCAGCACAGAAUUAUUUCUAUCGAACCUUUCAAAUCUCCAAUGCGAAGUGUGUCAAGAGGUGUUGCUCCUGCACGGCCAUCCUGUGGGUUAGCGGAAGUAUCACCUGCAGAUUCAAGUAGACACUUAGCACAAAGUGUUGUGCUUGACAUAAUUCAUGUCACUGAGGAAGGAAUUGAUCCCAAUGGUAAGGUUCUAUACGGCCAAUGGAUAAAUCAGCCGUUUCAGAAAUGUGUUGCCCCAGGCGCCCCUGUACCUUGUGUGCCUUGGGCUCCUGAACUUCUUCAUCUUAAACAUGACCCGACCGCAGUCAAUGACCUCAUAAAUUGCUGCAACGAUCUGUCUGAAGCGGCUGUUAGACGUGAAUGGUUGGUUCAUCCGUUGCCACGGUAUUUGGUCCUCAGUGGGUCAGAACUUAUAAAUACUUUUGUCCAAGGUCAGGAUGCUGAUUCGGACAUUAUCGAUGCUGCGCUCCGGCGUUUCUGUCAGCUAGAUGCUUUUGUAAAAUGUCCCGGCCCAACUGGGCGGUGGCGCCACUUCAUCGAAUCUGAUUUCGCGAUGAACUGCCUCGCCGGUUACAAUCCUGAACGUAUCUUGUCUGUGUUAAAUCAAUUUACUAAGGUCGACUACUGCGUUCCAAGCUGUCAGAUGAUCAUAGUACCUGUACUGGUUGAUCAUAUAUGGUGCGCUUAUAUGUUUGACUCACAUGGCUGCACCGUCCAUGUGCUUGAUCCUGCGCAUGCGGAAAGUCGUCACCAGUCACACAUGGAGAUCUUUAAAAUAUUGCAUGAUUCACUGUCAAGAUGUUUGGAACAUUUCUUCAAAGGAUGGUCUCUCAAGCCAUUUGAUUCCUGGUACCUGAACUAUCCUAGUCUCGGACCUGUCGUCUCAAACCCGGAUGAUUCUGGCAUUGUCAUGUUACAUUAUGCUCGGAAUUUCAAUGGCGGUCAAUUGAAUGAACAAGUGACAAAGGAUAACAUCUUAAGUAUUAGGCUUUCUAUGUUUGCUGACAUACUGAUGUUGGAUGGCAAUGAGGCCAAGCUCCCUGCCCCCGUCUUGAGCUUCUUCCCUAAGUGAACCGGUCGCCUCGUAUAUUUUGGUUACGCUUUCAAGUGGAGCUGUCCGUGCCGCAUAUUUUGGGCUAUAGUUGACGUUUGGGUUGUGAUCCGGUCGUGAAGAAAGUUCAUCUCCUAAUUCAUUCUGUAACUGGUGGUGGUGUAAGUAACAUGAUGGUGUUUGUUGAUGAUUAACUGUGUUUGCGCCUUCUACGCAAUGGAAACUGUAUCUGGUAAUAUAUGGGCCAGUUUUAGUUUUA